UAGUGGGGUGCCGCAAGGCUCUGUGCUGGGACCCCAGUUGUUUACAAUAUUAACGAUUUAGAUGAGGGAAUUAAAUGCAGCAUCUCCAAGUAUCUCCCCAUUGGAUUGCAACCUUGUCAUGGUCGGGGAGCUUGUGUGUCUCAGUGACCCCUAGAGCUAUGCCAGCGGGAGAUUCGUCUCCUGUUAGGGUCUCCCGUGCUGGACAGGUUGAACGGUAGAGGUGAGAGGAAGAGCGAUCCACUGGUUCUCCAGGGUGGAGGUUGAGCACAAGGCUACCAACCCUGUCUCGUAAAACAUAUAUGUUACGGAAACAGCAACUUAAGGAAUCAACACUACUGGGCGUGACCUGGGGAAGUGUCCAGAAGCUAGCCCAGAAUAGACAGGGAUGGAGGACCUUCGUUGUUGCCCUACAUGUCAGGAGGCAGAACAGGCAGUAAGUAAGGAAGGAAGGAAGGAAGGAAGGAAGGAACACAGGGUUAUUGAUUGUGGAUGAUCAGCCAUGAUAGCAAUGAAUGGCGGUGCUGGCUCGAAGGGCCGAAUGGCCGCUUCCUGCACCUAUUUUCUAUGUCUAUGUCUCUAUGUCUAUCUAAGUCUCCAAGUAUGCGGAUGACACAAAGCUGGGUGGCAGUGUGAGCUGCGAGGAGGCUGCAGUGUGACCUGGACAGGUUGGGUGAGUGGGCAGAAGCAUGGCAGAUGCAGUAUAAUGUGGAUAAAUGUGAGGUUAUCCACUUUGAUGGCAAAAACGGGAAGGCAGAUUAUUAUCUGAAUGGUGUCAGAUUAGGAAAAUGGGAGGUGCAACAAGACCUGGGUGUGCUUGUACAUCAGUCACUGAGAGCGAGCAUGCAGGUAGAGCAAGCAGUGAAGAAAGCUAAUGGCAUGUUGGCCUUCAUAACGAGAGGAGUUGAGUAUAGGAGCAAGGAGGUCCUAUUGCAGUUGUACAGGGCCCUGGUGAGACCGUACCUGGAGUAUUGUGUGCAAUUUUGGUCUCCUAAUUUGUGGAAAGACAUUCUUGCUAUUGAGGGAGUGCAGCGUAGGUUCACCAGGUUCCCGGAAUGGCGGGACUGACACAUGAUGAAAUAAUGGGUCGACUGGGCUUGUAUUCGCUGGAAUUUAGAAGGAUGAGAGGAAAUCUUAUGGAAACAUAUAAAAUUGUUAAGGGAUUGGACAGGUUAGAUGCAGUAAAAAUGUUCCUGAUGUCAGGGGAGUCCAUAAGCAGGGGUCACAGUUUAAGAAUAAGGGGUAAGCCAUUUAGGAUUGUGAUGAGGAAAAACGUUUACACCCAGAGUUGUGAGUAUGUGGAAUUCUCUGCCACAGAAGGCAGUGGAGGCCAAUUCACUGGAUGUUUUCAAGAGUAAGAUAGAUUUAGCUCUUGGGGCUAAAGGAAGGGGGGAAGCAGGAACGGGGUACUGAUUGUGGAUGAUCAACAAUGAUCAUAUUGAAUGUCGAUGCUGGGCUGAAUAGCCUCCUCCUGCAGCUAUGUUCCAUGUUGCUGUGUUUCUCCCUCCUCCUCUCCCUCUGUGCGCGGACGUUGUUUUGUUGUCCGGGGCGGACUGACGUGCGGGCGGGUCUCGCAUUCCGCCCUCCCUCGGCGCUGGGCUGCGGGAUGGAGGCUUUAGGGGAGCGGCGGGCGAGCGGGAGCCGGGCUCGGCGAGUGUUGGGCGGCUCAGCAGGGCCCCGGAGCCUGCCUGAGCCCAGGGCCCGCUGUGUGCUGGAGGUGAAGGCGACACAGAUGCGUGAGCCCACGCUUCCCAGGGCCCUGCCUCUCCUGGGCUCGCUGAGCGGCCUCCCCAUGGACACACUGAGCAGCCUGCGGCACGUGACUGGAAUCAUCGCACCGCUCCACUGCCUGGCUCUCCGCUACAGCCGACACACACACACACUGAAGGGGCAGGUGACUGAGCGGGAGGAUGUCGAGCGGCGGAGACGGAGGAGGGAGAAGAACAAGGUGGCGGCGGCACGGUGUCGGAACAAGAAACGCGAGCGGACAGAGUUCCUGCAGAAGGAGUCUGAGCGCCUGGAGCUGAUGAACGGGGAGCUGAAGCUUCAGAUCGCGACGCUGAAGCGGGAACGGCGGGAGCUGACCGCCCUUCUCAACCGGCAUCGGCCCACCUGCAUCGUCCGCACCGACAGUGUCCGCAGCACGGGGCCGGAGACCGACAGUGACCGGGGCCCAGAGUGACCGGGGCCCAGAGUGACCG
Messenger RNA from Leucoraja erinaceus (little skate), 2198 nucleotides. RefSeq names its product jun dimerization protein 2-like. Lineage: Eukaryota; Metazoa; Chordata; Chondrichthyes; Rajiformes; Rajidae. Bases 1427 to 2179 code for a protein of 250 amino acids. The transcript is spliced from 4 exons. Gene Ontology annotation, biological process: regulation of transcription by RNA polymerase II. Gene Ontology annotation, molecular function: RNA polymerase II cis-regulatory region sequence-specific DNA binding; DNA-binding transcription factor activity, RNA polymerase II-specific. Gene Ontology annotation, cellular component: nucleus. The record is from RefSeq and is a predicted model, not a curated record.